This is a messenger RNA of Cyprinodon tularosa, 1881 nucleotides long. RefSeq names its product UPF0461 protein C5orf24 homolog. The transcript is spliced from 2 exons. Lineage: Eukaryota; Metazoa; Chordata; Actinopteri; Cyprinodontiformes; Cyprinodontidae. Bases 210 to 881 code for a protein of 223 amino acids. The record is from RefSeq and is a predicted model, not a curated record.
UUUUUUUUUUUGGGUCAAAAAUGGCUGCCGGUCUGCUCUUCCUCGGUCAGGAUUAAGCAGGCCUGAGAACAGCUGUUGUUCCCGGACCGGACCAUCGGAGCAGGCUGCGCAGGGAUGAUGUUGCUUCCCGAGGGGGACAAACCUUUACGAGACACAAUCGCCCCCUUCCAGCACAACACCCCAAAAUAAAUGAGACAGAAAGAAAAGAAAUGAUGCACCGAUUGAGCAACAGCAGCAGUGACUUCUGUAUCAGUGGGCUGGCAGAGGACUGUCAUCCAGCUACCCACUUUGAUUUAUGCAGCACUCACUCCAACAAGUUCUACGCCUCUCCCACAAACCCUGGUUUGCAGCUGUCCCUUGCCAGCCUUGCCCCUUUGCCACAGGGAAUACACAAAGCCAUGACAUGCCAGUUGCAGGAGAGCCAGGGGGAUUUCCAGCCACAGGCAGUGAGGAUCGGGGCUGCCGAGGCCCUGGUCCCGGAUGGCUCCAAGAAAAAGAAAGGCUCUGCUAAGUCAGGGCGGAGAGGGAGGCCGGCUGGGACCACAAAGUUGGCCGGGUACCGCACAAGCACCGGACGCCCGCUGGGCACGACUAGGGCGGCCGGGUUCAAAACCAGUCCAGGGAGACCCCUUGGAACAACCAAGGCGGCAGGGUAUAAAGUCAGCCCAGGAAGACCCCCAGGUAGCAUUAAGAGUCUAUCUCGCCUCAAGAAGCUGGAAUUUGGUUGUUGUGAUGCUGCAAAAACUCUUGACUUGAGCAACUGCAGCAUUCCUAAGAAACUGGACUUCCCUGGCAGCGAAGUUGCAACGUUUCCGUACGCCAUCAUGGAACCUAGAGACCUCUGUGAUGCCAGCAGCAAAGUGGAUGAACCCACUGAUUAAACACAUCUCCCUCAUUUGGUUGCAUGCGUCAAAAAACUUGGGUUUUGUUUUUUAUAAAGAAAAAAACUGUCUUUUCACACACUGCUAAUAAGGCGAUUAAAGUGUAUUUUACACAUGCAUGCAUGUAUGCAAACAAACCAAAAUUAGAAAAAAAACAACAACAAACAAAUGUAGCCUUUUUGUCUGAUUUUUUGUUUUUUCACCAGUCAGGUGUACCUAAGGUAUAACUGAACUUUAAAAUAAAACCUUUUAGGGGCUCAACUUUAAUUCAUAAAUGAUAGUUUGGCCACUGCUUGUUCAAUAACAGCACUUUGUAUGUAGUGCAAUUUAUGCAUUUAAUAAUGUCAAAGGAAUGAAAAAACGACAGUCUAAUUGCAAGCAAGGAUGGACAUUAUAAAGGUGAGAAGAACUGAAGGUGGGCCCCUGAAAAUCCAAUUCUGCUUCAGGCCUGAUAAAUGCUUGAGCGAGCCCUGGCUCCAGAGCAUUUCCUUCCUUUGGAUUUUGCCUUUGUUUAAAUUUUACUUUCUGAAGCAUUGAUUUCAUACAUUUUCCUCCCUAGACAGAAAGUUUGACCCAUCUAGUUGUACAGUAUGUGUUUUACUUUGUGAAAAAAAAAAAAAAAAAAAAAAACAAGCACCAGAACUAAGGUGAAAAAAAAAUAUAUAAAUAUAUAGAAAAGCACUUCCUGGCCUUUCCUUGCUGAUACAGAAAGAAGGAAAAAAACACGUUAUGUGAAAAACUGAUUGGUACAUCUCAUUAAACAGUUUGUUUUUAAGUUUCUGUUUAGCUCCAACUUCUAAACUUCCUACUUUAUGAGCACAGUAUUUAUUCUUUCCGCACUUUGUAAAUAUAAAUGUAUUUCCUACAUGUCGUUGAACGUAUCAUAAGCACUUCCAUUAUUUGUGUUGUCAUACUUAUUCUUAACUGAAAAUCUCAAAUAUGCAUAUGUUAAAUCUCAAUGUGCUGUAUGUGAAACCAUAAUUAAAAACCUUUUCAACUA